Messenger RNA from Xyrichtys novacula (pearly razorfish), 10782 nucleotides. Lineage: Eukaryota; Metazoa; Chordata; Actinopteri; Labriformes; Labridae. The record is from the annotation of a GenBank genome assembly.
GUGUAAUACAUACACUGAAAUCGGCCGUCAUUUUACUUAAUCCGGUCACUAUGAUUUGGAGACCUCUGCUAGCUCCCGUAACCUGAAGGUAGGCCAGCUAGCCAGUCGGGUAUCCGACCUAGUUCACAACAGCGAGCGUUACAUCACUUUGGGUCGUUUCCACCUGGGAAAAAUCGGCCUGAAUGAGCCACCAACGUUACUUCUGUACACAAUAGACAGUGGGGCAUUAGUAUGACACACUGACCUGUCAGCCUCGAGGAAUAACGCGACGGCUACUGUGACUUAGCAUUUUUAUUUUUCCGGGGGGCUGUCAAGACGCGACUGGUUUCAUCGUUUUCUGUAAGCUGACUCUUUUUAUUCUGUCUCCUUGUCAUGCUAUUGUGAAAAUUAGCAUUUGUCUGGUUAUAUUAGCUUAUGUUACUGGCUACUAACUGCUCAUUUGUAUCCGUGUGUGUUGUUUGUCUUCUGAACCUGGUGUGACUGUCAUUUCCACGGACAGAGACGCUGGUUAGCACUGGCUCGGGCCCUGCUUAAGUAGCUUACAGUAACCUUUUUACUGACUCUGGUAGCUGCGUUGUUUAUUAGCUGUUUAUUGCUGGUAGGAUACGAGAGGAGUCGCUGUAGCAGCAGUAACUCAAACUAGCUUGUGAAUUUUAGGAAUUUUCUUAGAAAUGUGUCUCUUCAGUGGAUGACCUGUUUUGCUAAUGCUAACAGUGACGUUGAAGUUAUGAAAUGUGUUACGCUAACUGGCCUCUCCUGUUUGCCUCUGCUGUCUGUUAGCCUCCAGCUAAACCCCCCUCCCCUCCGAUGGUACACCGUGUUAACUUUCGUUUAUUUGCAGGAUUUUGAGCCCAAAAAAGAGUAAUGUCCUGUCCAUGCACUUCGGCUGCCAGGUUGCUUCUGAACACAGCACACAGAGGUAAGGAAGCAGAAAGCACACAUAUCCCAGUAAGUUGGUUAAAACUGCAUGACAUUGUGCUGUGUGUGCUCCAGUACAGCCUGUAAAGUAGGUCUCCAGUUCACCCACACCGCUGUUUGUUAUGAGAGUCACGUAAUGUCAGCAGCAGGUGGAAAAGUUGGUAAAAAAAAAUGCAGCAAUUGCAGUCAAGCCAUCGUGGUUGCAUCACCUAAACUGUUACAAAGUUGAACAGCUGUGGUCCAACUUCAGGGGUCAUAACAAAAUGAAAUCAACUCAGCUGAAAACACCAAAUACUGUUAUGUAAGAGCAUCUUAGCUAACCUGUUACAUCUGUCAGCUGUCGAGAGAAAAUCAAAUUAAAAAAUAUCCAUACAAAUUCACAUCAUAUCAUGCUUCUCUUUGAAUAUACAGUGAAUAUUACCUGCAGAUGCAUUAAUUUGCUUUUUCCCCGGUAGAAUUUGAUCUACUAAUCGCUUGUUCGAUAGCUCUAGCCCGUUAUGAGAGAACAGGACAGUCGAUGACCGUAACGCCAAUACCCCCCUUGUUAAACAAGAAAUAUACCGUAUUUUUAUAUUUGCAUUUAAUGAAACACAACACCAUUUAAAAACAACAAUCAAAAUAUUUAUACUUGAAUACACAUUUUCUCUAGUAAAAGGUUGUGUAAAAUAUUGCCACCAUAGAUGGACGAAUUUCUGUCCAACUAUCCGUCAUAACUAAAACAAGAAACAAAUAUAAGGUAGAUAUUUCAGUUUUAAAAAUCAAAAAAAAAAAGAAAAAAAUCGAAUAUAUGUUAUUUAAUAAUUCCAUGCACAUAAAAAUUAUUAAACAUGUUUUUUUUCUUACCAGUAAUAUGUUAUGUAGCUGGAUUUUAAAUGUAUUCAUGAAAUAGAAAACAACAGUUGGUCAUGCCAUAGAUUUCAUGAUAUGUACAUCAAAAGCAACAACAAACUACAUUAUCUGUACAUCCUGACAGGAUUCAUAAUACACACUAGUCAGUUACAGUUUCAGGUUAAAGUUUCUGUUAUGUAUGAUGAAGGAAAAAGAGAUUAUCAUUAAUUAUUGUUGCUAUUAUAAUAAUUACUAUGGUGGCCUUUCACCCUGUUGGCAUUGAUGCUGAUGGAAUGCCAUUUUUUUCAAAAUGCCAAUAACUGUCCUUAUUAAUCAGUCAGUCGGUCAAUUUUCCAAUAGGAUGUGUUCUCAACUAAGAGAAUGUGUAAUGCGGGGCUGCAACAGUUUUCAUAAUCAGUGAAUAGCAUUCAUGUUUUUUUUUUAAACUGAAUAAUCUUUGAAGAGUGGGUUUGUUGGGGGAAAUAUGAGAAAGUUUUCCAGAGCCAAGGUGACAUCUAAAGGUGUCUUGUUUUGUCUUAUUUGCUGUUUGCUGCCUGCAUUAUUUUUUUUUGAAGAAUUUGUUGUUUCAAGGAAAAAACACUUAAACAUAUUUUUUCAUGUUUCAGGUCUGUCCUGCUCUCGAAUCCAGUUUUAUUCUCUGAGUCGUCAGGGGUCACGAGAAACUCACUUACCUGCACGGGUGAGGGUGAGGUCAUUUUCAGAGACUUCUGUCUGCUAUGCCGCCAAAGAUGGGACAACAAAGGACAGUGGGAGUGACGGUGGAAAGGUAACAUCAUUUGAGGCUCUUUUUCAACAUGGUCUCAUAUAACAUUUUGUUCUCUGAACUAAUAGUGCUUCAUCUGUGCUGAUACGGUCAUGUUUACACAGAAAAGCAUCAGUGAAGGCAAGAGGCUAUCUGGUUCUGGAGGAUCAGGCAAGGGGGGAAGCCAGCUACGCUGCCCUAAAUGUGGAGAUCCCUGCACACAUGUAGAGACCUUUGUCUGUGAGUAAACCUGUUGAUUUUCAGUAUUAAUGUAUGUAUCAGAUUUGAAAUUAUAGUGUGAAGAAACUAACAGUAUUAAGCAGAACAGACCUAGUAAAGUGGAAAAAGAACAUUUUCAGCUAACUUAAACAUCCUUUUGUUUUUGUCAGCUUAAAAUGAGCCUGUUACAUCCACAUAAAAACAGGGUACCUUCCACAGAGGCCUCUAUCGUUCACUUCUACAUUUCUACUGUAGCAUAAAACUGUCCAACUGGCGACAUACACAGAGAGGGCCUGGGGAACAAUUAAAUGUACAGUCAUGUAAUGAAAUAGUCAUUUUUAUUUAAAAGAAAAAGUUAUUAGAAGUAGUCGGCAAGGAGGAGGGGGUUGGAGAUGUGUUUCCUGAAACUGACACCCAUGGUUUUUGCGGCGCAGACUCGUGUUGAACUCAAACACAGUUGUGUAAACAUAUAACACAAACAAAGUACACUCAAGCAACCACAAAAGGAAAUUUCUGAGCAGUUUGUCAAAAUAAAAACCAAGAAGUAAACUGAGCCGUUGGUGUCUGAUGAAAGUUGACAUGUUUGUGUUAUCUUAAACGGUGUUUUCAUGAGCUUAAAAGCUGCUGCUUGGUUCAACUGUGAAGGUUAAUCAGAAAUGUACUACUCAGUAAUGUCACAGACGUUUGUGCCAGUAAUGAAGCCGUAUUGUUGUUAAAAAAGUAUUGUUGUGUUAUGAUGUUUGAAAGAGUUUCAGAUGUCUCAAAAGCCUUUUUCAGAUGAAAAACGUUUUGUUCUUUUGCAGCAUCAACACGAUUCGUCAAGUGUGAGAAAUGUCAUCACUUCUUUGUGGUUCUGUCUGAAACGGACUCCAAGAAGGGGCUAAACAAAGAACCAGAAUCUGCUGCAGAGGCCGUCAAACUGGCAUUUGCACAAAAGCCUCCCCCUCCCCCGAAGAAGGUGAGACAUUGAUGCAAAAAGUUAAUGAGUCAAAAUAUUUUUUUAAAUGGAGAUCCGUUUUAUGUUCAUAGUCUCUUUAGAUUAUUUUUUUGCUGUUUUGAAUUAUGAAUGAAUUACGAAUUUUUCCCUUUUCAGAUAUACGCUUAUCUUGAUAAGUAUGUGGUUGGCCAGUCUUAUGCAAAAAAGGUGUUGGCAGUGGCUGUGUAUAAUCACUACAAGCGCAUCUACAACAACAUCCCAGCUGGGAGUCGACAGCAGGUGGAAGUGGAGAAACAGCCCUCUCUAACACCUCGUGGUUAGUACUAUUGUUGCUAAAGUGUGAUUUUUCCCUGAUAGCUGUUCGUCAAAUAUUGGAGAAGAGUUGAGCAAGAAAGAGCACCAUCAGUCUUUUUUCUUUUGGUCUUUUAAAAAUUAUUACUUAUGUAAUGAAUGUUCAUGAAUUAAUUGUAUAUGAUCACUUGUGUAAAUUGAUCUCCUGUUGAUUUUCCUCCCUGUCAUUUAGCUCGGUUGUCUAAUCUGGAAAAAAAUUAAGCAAAAAGCAAAUUAAAUCAGACAACCUGAUAUGUUUUCCUGUCUGUGGAGCAAAGCCCCCACCACAAAGACAAACAGGUUCUUUUGGCUUGUGACAGUCAGACAAAAAUGUUAAUGUUCUUAAUUAUAAGUCUUUGGACAAAAUCCGCUUUACUCGGAUAUUUAGUGGUUAGCUUUGACCUCAUUUUGGUCAACUGUUUUUGUCUUUUUGCUCAGACAGACAGUGCCUGUGAGGCAACUGUAUUUUGAGUAUAGUUCUGAGAUUUAACAAAGUUUCAAAAUCAAUCUCCCAAACGGAUGUCAGCUUUACUGAAAACAAAGUUGAUUUGGUUUGAUUUCUAUAUUAAGUCUCCUUCUUGAAACUGUUUGGACUAGUUUGGAUUUUAGUGCACAUUUAAUUAGAUAUUACACUCAAUCAAGAGCCAUUACCUCUUAUCAAAUCCACACGAAUGACUGAUAGGACUUUUUAUCAUAUCAUCAUACAAGAUCUUGAAUCAUAAUCUGUAUAAUUUGGCAUUUGUUCAAUGAUUGUCACACACAAUCAUAAAGAGAUUUUUGCUGGGCUGUACUGAUAAUGUCAUAACGGUAAUGAUUAAUGAUAAUAUUGAUCGAGUACUCUCAUCCUCUCCCCCCCACCCCCCGUAGAGCUAGAGAUGAGAAGACGAGAGGAUGAAUACAGAUUCACAAGUAAGUGAUUGGUCCUCUUUAGUGUUAUUUUUGAGCUUUAACGUUUGAAAACAAUUCCUAAACUUUAUUUUUGCGAGUUGCACAAAUGCCAAAAUGUACAGUGGCUCCUUAGAUAGUUUAGAUAUUUGAAAGGAAAUGUUUAUUGUUUGUCCUGAGAAUUAAAUAGGUUUAGUGAUCAUUUGAAGCCCUUUUAAAGGCACUUCAUCCACACCAGAUGGGACAGUUUAUAUCAUUCUAGGACAUAGUGCUCCACUUCUGUAACGACCGACAGCUGUGAGUUUAUUCACCUACUUUCUAUGUGUACAGAAGUGAAGCAGUAAAAUGAAGCUUGGUAAUCUGUGCCUGUCCGGACAAUAAGAUAAAGUAGCCCAGUGACCUACAUUCACAUCAACUUUAGCUAUUUUUGGUCCGGCUUUCACCCCUUCGUAACUUCACUCUGGCAUGGACCAGGGCACACAUAUUUUUAGCCUGGACAUGGAAACUGUUGCUAUGUACAACCUAACACUCAUGCAAAGCAACAAUGCACAGCUUGUUUGAAUAGCCCAGCAAUUCAAAAAGAAAGUUUUUUUUAGUUAUUUUGUUUUUCAGAAAGCUAGAGCCUUUACUUUUCCUUGUUUUUGCAGAGUUGCUGCAGAUUGCAGGCAUCAGUCCUCAUGGGAAUGCUCUGGGGGCGUCCAUGCAGCAACAAGCGAGCCAGCAGGCACCUCAGGAAAGGAGAGGCGGGGAGGUCUUGGACUCCACACACACUGACAUUAAACUGGAGAAGAGUAACAUCAUACUUCUAGGUCCAACUGGCUCAGGUUUGUGUCUCGCUAAAAAUGUCCUAAAUAAUAACGGAGCGGGGCGACACUGAGAACAACUCUCAGAUGACUGUUUGUGUCGAUCCGUGCAGAAAUGUCUUCUCAAACUGAUCUAACAUUUUCACAGGGAAAACACUGCUGGCCCAGACACUGGCACGUUGUCUGGAUGUUCCCUUUGCCAUUUGUGACUGCACCACACUAACUCAAGCCGGAUACGUGGGAGAGGAUAUCGAGUCAGUUAUUGCCAAACUGCUCCAAGAUGCCAACUACUCUGUGGAUAAAGCACAACAAGGUGGGCAGAGGGAACACAUUUAACAGCGGAGUAGUUUCCCAUGAUACCGUAUUUUUUCUGCUAAACACAAGAAUGAAAACAAAUGGCUACAGCACUGUGUGCCUGUAAGUACUAAACCGCAUAUCUACUCAUUAAACUUUCGUCAUUUAACAUUUAUAUUGUAAUGGAAAAAGUAGAUGAAGUCUUACAGUUCAUGUUUUAUUCAAAAGGUGAUGUGCUGUUUUGAUAAGAUGGAACUUUACCCCCAAAAUACAUUUAAAAGAACUCAGGAUCGCCUCAGGUUUGGUCUGUAAAAUAAGUUUACCUCUCAUGACCAAGAUCAGCCAUGACUCACUUCUGUUGUCAGAGGGAUGAAUGAUGGAAAGACACAUGGAACAAAAUGGCACAGAAAUAGGAGAAGUUGAUCACAAACUGGGGUGUCUGUUUCCGCAAAGAAAACAGCUGUCAAAGAGCCAAGAAAUAAGAUGUUACUGAGUGGAACUUCCCAAGAUUGAAAAACAGAUCAAGCCUCUUACCAAAGAAAUCAUACAUCUGAGAGACUGCAAGUUAUUUCAGUUUCUAUGGAAAUAAAAAAAAUCCUGUCCUGCACAUGAAGAGUUUGAGGACAGACAUGAACUCCUAAAGGUCUGUAUGAACAUCAUGACACAGUGACAAGAAGGCCUUUGCCCUCAGUUAGCCUCCAUGCAGGACAAAAGGAUUAACUUUGUUCAGAUAAGGGUCAACUAGAGCAUUAAUGCUCUGAAAAAAAGACAAAGGAUUGAGUCGAUGAUUAUUACUGUUGUAACUGUGGAUAGUUGACUGUAUUGAUACAGUUUGAACCUCAUGCAGAGUGGAGUCCCACUGCUCACUUUAUCCCUCUGUUUUUAAUCACCGUAACGCUCUUAGUUUUGUGGUUUGUGGUUUUUUUAAGAGAAGGUUUGUGAGGUUCACUGUCAGCCACACUGUUGCCUUUUCACUGUUAUGUUUACUACAGCGUUGCUGAUUUACUUUAGUGACCCCAGACACUUAAUUUACAUCACCUCCACAGCCUUCAUUAUGGUGUGCUGUCUUCUAUAUACAAAGACAGUGUUGUCAAAACAGAGGUAACACUGUCUUUAUAGCUGGUUGAAUAUAAUUACUAUGAGAAAGGACCAAGUUACUGAAAAAGGUCAAACGCACUUACCAAGAGUGAACUCAUUUUAAGAUUAUAGAACAUUCAAAGGAGCAUCACUGUUAGUUUUUAUUCAGCUACAGCCUAUUUGCAUGUCCAAGUUACAUUUUCAAUGACUAUUCCUUAUAUGGGUGAGAAAUGUGCUCUUAAAAGGAACAGGAAGGAAGCAGGAAGAAGCAGGACAAUUAUCGAACCAAAGUGGUACUGACAGAAAUAAACAACAGCAUCCCAGGGUGUUUCCUUCACAUUUGAAUUCCCCUAAACUAUUUCAAAAUGGACUUUUGUGAAGUAAAAUUGAAGCUGUACUGUGAAACAAACUGUGUUGGUAUAAAUGUAUGACACCCAGGGACUUUCUGGGGUCAUGAUAUCAACUGAAACUGUUGAAUUUCAUGUGCAGGUAUUGUAUUUCUGGAUGAAGUUGAUAAGAUUGGCAGUGUGCCUGGAAUCCAUCAGCUGAGAGACGUAGGAGGAGAGGGAGUCCAGCAGGUCAGUGUUCAGUCCGAAUCACAGUGAACAAACUUCUGAACAGCCAGCUUUGUAUGUUAAGAAGUUAGAUCUAAAAUGAAUGGACACAGAUUUUACUGAGUCACCCUGACUUGUCUUUUUUUCCCACUUCCUGUAUUGGUUUAUUUGCUGUAGACUCAUGUAACUGAUUUUUUUUACCUUUUCCUUUCUGUCAGGGUUUGCUCAAACUCUUGGAGGGAACAAUUGUCAAUGUUCCUGAGAAAAACUCCCGGAAACUGAGAGGAGAAACGGUGCAGGUAGACACAACAAACAUUCUGUUUGUUGCAUCUGGUGCCUUUAAUGGACUUGACAGAAUCAUAAGCAGACGAAAGAAUGAAAAGGUGAAUUCAAAACCCCGACAUUACGCAAAAAUCCUGUUUCCUUUUCCUUCCUGUCUUCAACAUAAUCCUCUUUUUUGAUGAUUUCCAGUAUUUGGGCUUUGGAACUCCCUCCAAUCUGGGUAAAGGGCGCCGUGCAGCGGCUGCUGCAGACUUGGCCAACACCAGUGGUGAGACAGACACGGUAGCAGAGAUAGAAGAGAAAGACAGGCUGCUGAAGCACGUGGAGGCCAGGGACCUGAUCGAGUUUGGAAUGAUUCCAGAAUUUGUUGGCCGUCUUCCCGUUGUUGUUCCUCUGCAUAGUCUGGACGAAGAAACACUCGUCAGAAUCCUGACUGAACCCCGCAAUGCUGUGGUGCCCCAGUACCAGGCUCUGUUCAGCAUGGACAAAGUAAGGGCUCUAAUGGAGAUGUUGCUACAGUGUUAAGCUGUGUUUAGUCAGGCAUCCGCAUUGUGUUUUAAAAAAUCCAGGCCCCCCUCAUCUAUGGACCAGAAAUGCUCUGUUUGUGGAGUGAGGGUCUCAAUGAGGGGGCCCUGGCAAACCCGUGGUUACCUUAAUUCAGUGCAGCUCCAUCCACUCUCAACACCACAAGUGAACAUUCCUGUUGCAGGACAUUGUAAAAAAAAUGAGUUUGUUUUUUUUACCGUUGGAUUUUGAAAACAAAUAAUAUCACAGCUGCCCCAUGUGAGAACUCAAGUUGUGAAAUGUUGCUCUGCAGCAAUAUUGGAAAGUGUCUUUUAUUUCUAAGGCACUCCCACAUUGAAAGAUGUACCACCCAAACCUUAAAUGUUUUUCUCUCUGGUUUUGGCCCUGAUCUUUCGCUGUUGUUUCAGUGAAAAUAUUUAAUCUACCUUAACACCUGGAUAUUUACAGUUGUAAUUAAUCUUUAAUGUUUUGUUUCAGUGUGAUCUAAAUGUGAAUCAAGAUGCCUUAAGGGCCAUAGCCAGGAUGGCUCUUGAAAGAAAAACUGGUGCUCGUGGGCUCAGAUCUAUAAUGGUAAGUUUUAUGCUCCGGUUAGUAAACACUAUUACUCUCUGUAGCUAAAAUAUUAAACAAAUCUUCACUGUUUGCAGGAAAAACUCCUCCUGGAGCCCAUGUUUGAGGUGCCGCACUCUGACAUCAUUGCUGUCGAGCUGGACCAAGAAGUUGUCCAAGGCAAAGCACAACCUAGAUACAUCAGGUCAGUAUCUCACUAGCCACAGGACAGAGACAAAUAUGUGUUAUGUAAGAGAUCAGAUUUCUUGAGCCCAGCGCUCUGAGUGUCUAACCCAGCGUGCUUUGAAACCUGAACCAGACCUUCCAUUUGAAUUUCAGGGCUCCAGCCAAAGAGUCCGCCGAGGAGGAAUACGACUCGGGCAUCGAGGAAGAGAACUGGCCUCGGCAGGCGGACGCUGCUAACAACUGAACCACAUGUCACUCAUUUCACCUCAGACUCCCUCUGAAAUCUCUAGAUUACCAUGAACCUCCAGAAACCAACUUUGGGUUUAUUAUAGCUCCUGAAAAACAAGCUCUGGACAUUGUGUAAAAGGCUGGUGGUUCUUAUCCAGGAGUGUUUCAUGAUGAACAAGUUAAGAGAGCGAAACAACCUUUGGUCCUGUGCAUCAGAUGAUAAUUCUUUAGCCAUGCACCUGAAGGAUGGACCUUUAUGAAAUAUUUCAAUCUCUGGGGAUUGUUAACAUUUUAUCUAUAUAAAGAUAAUGCAAUUUUAUUCAUGAAAGGAUUUGUAGUUAGUUAAUUUGUUUUCUCUCUUUGUGGUGAUGGGCUGUCAUGGCAAGGGAAGCAAAUGGAAACAAUGGGAUCAUACUGAACACUUGAAAAUGUGGGGCGCAGAGAAAGUGUGGAUGUGAUGUUACCAUGUUAAGUAAUGCCUUAUAUCAUAAGGGCAUAAUAUUCCAUGAGCACAUCAAUAUUUUGAUGUUUUCUCCUGUAUCACCAUUGUAAUAAUGGUGUUCACAGUAAAAACCGGGCUGUAAAUGUUGAGCUACACUGCCUAGGUAGCAUUUGUAAGCAGUUUAUAUGACAUUACCUCUAAUUAGGAGAACACAUUGUGUCGUGUAACGCACCAGCACACUAAACGGAGCAGGUGUAAAUUAAUGGUGACCUUUUAAACAGCCAGAAUGGUUAUUUUUCAGUGUUUAGCUUCCUUUUCUAGUCGACUGUUUAGGGAAUGUAUAUGUAUUACAACUAUCAGGCCUCUUCUGGAUCACGGGACUGGGUGGGAGGACUGUCUCUCAGAGCAGGAUUAGCAGGUUAGCUGGCUAACUUAGAAGUGGGAAUGAAACAACUAGUAGAUGUCCUCUUAUAAACAUGUUCUUAAACAUAUUUUAAAACUCGACAUUCAACCUUAUAAUUGAACGUCACUGUUUCAGUCAGCUGGCUGCUGCUCUAAACCUGCUCUGUGAGACAUUCCUCACAUCAGCACAGGUACCUUUGUCUUCUUCUUCAGUGUGCCCCAGCUUUGGAAACUCACCUUUAGUGAUGUGUAAUGCCCUGUUACUAAAAAGUACUCAACACACACAUCUGUAAUCUGACUUCCCUCUUAUUGCUCUCUGACUGAACUGAACCACGCUGCUGUACUCCUUAAUAAAAAAAAAACUGUUUGUGCUAUCGAAUGAGAUUAAACUAGAUCUGUUCUCCUUUUACUUUAAGUUUCCUUUUCUUUCUUUUAAAAUGCUUUUCUGUUUCCAGAGGUCUGUUACAGAUCCUGCAAUCCCUUUUCCCCCAAAGUUUGUGACACUUAUUUCAUUGUGAUUGUUUCAAAAUAUAUAAAUAAAAUUAAAUCUCUGUACAGGA